Puntigrus tetrazona (Sumatra barb) is the source of this 1143-nucleotide messenger RNA. Its product is annotated as RLA class II histocompatibility antigen, DP alpha-1 chain. Gene Ontology annotation, cellular component: membrane; MHC class II protein complex. The transcript is spliced from 4 exons. Gene Ontology annotation, molecular function: MHC class II protein complex binding. Bases 254 to 1030 code for a protein of 258 amino acids. The record is from RefSeq and is a predicted model, not a curated record. NCBI's taxonomy places the organism in Eukaryota, Metazoa, Chordata, Actinopteri, Cypriniformes, Cyprinidae. Gene Ontology annotation, biological process: immunoglobulin production involved in immunoglobulin-mediated immune response; immune response; antigen processing and presentation of exogenous peptide antigen via MHC class II.
UCAUUAACAGCCUCAUAUUGAAUCUUGGUCAGAACAUAUUAUAAAUGAAUUGUACACCAUAUAUUUCAAUUAUCAUUGGUCCUGUUGGUCGAUGCACAAUGGUUAUUACAGAAAAAAUACAGUGGCUUCAUGCAUCACAGAAGAAGCGAAACCUGAUUAGCGGCUGGAAUUCAGUGCUCUAGUUCCUAUCAGGCAUGAGGAAAUCUUAUUGUACACAGGAAUGACUGCAGGAGGAAGUAAAUAUUACCAGUAAAUGCCCCGGUCGUGGCAUUCAGCUGUUGCCCUUGAAAUGUUGCACUUGCUCUUUCUGUUUUGCAGCUUAGACAUUUUCUGGGGUUUUUCAAGAGCUCAAGGUGUUAAGCAUUUAAUGCGUCAGCUGACGUACUGUCACAUAGAGAUGAUGGACGCUGGUUUUGAGCUGGAGUUUGAUGGUGAGGAGCUCUGGCAUGUCGACCCUAUAGAUUACACAGCAAAGCAGCGUCUGCCCGAGUUCGUCGACGACUGGACCCUCGACCGCAAUCUGCCUUCUCUAGCGCAUUACUCCAUCGGCACCUGCUUCUACAAUAUUCCUCGCUGCAUCACAGGAGAAAAAAAUCCCCCCGAAUCCAUCGUUCCUCCGUCCACGCAGCUGUACGCCAAGAGCGACGUGAAGCUCGGCGUCGAAAACACUCUCAUCUGCUCGGUGAGCGACUUCCACCCGCCGCCGGUCAACAUCUCGUGGACGAGGAACGGAGAGCCGGUGAAGGAGCAGGACGUCAGCGAGACGCAGUACUACUCCAACCCGGACUUCAGCUUUCGUCUUUUCUCUUACCUGAGCUUCCGUCCCGAGCGGGGGGACGUCUACACCUGCAGCGUGAGACACCGAGGACUGGAGCGGGACAUCACCAGGUUCUGGGAGGUGGAGGUGCCGGAAGACUCUCAGGAGGUUGAGACAGCCGUGCUUGUGAUCGGAAUUCUUGUGGGAUUUUUGGGAUUUGUGGUGGGAAUCAUUAUAAUCGUAAUGAGCAAGAUGGAGCUGCGCGCUGUAUGAUCUCUCACAAUCUCACCUGAAACUCUGACAGCCUUCUAUUCUUCUAGCACAAGCUCUGUAAAUCAUGUGUUUAUUCAGAUUUUUUUAAUUAAUAAACGUUACUAUUUAUUUAA